Argentina anserina (silverweed cinquefoil) is the source of this 3358-nucleotide messenger RNA. RefSeq names its product zinc protease PQQL-like. The transcript has 21 exons. The coding region runs from base 36 to 3059 and encodes 1007 amino acids. Gene Ontology annotation, molecular function: metalloendopeptidase activity; metal ion binding. Gene Ontology annotation, biological process: proteolysis. NCBI's taxonomy places the organism in Eukaryota, Viridiplantae, Streptophyta, Magnoliopsida, Rosales, Rosaceae. The record is from RefSeq and is a predicted model, not a curated record.
GAAGAAAACUGAAAUCGGAGGCAAAAAAGGGAGGGAUGGAUUUGCUUCCGGGGGAGAGUUCGUUAAAUAUGGUUAAGAAAACCGGGUUCAGGUCACUGAAGCUGGUGAAUGUUGAUAUGGACCAAGUUCUGGGUGACAAGCCGGUCGGAGUUGACUAUGGGAAGCUUGAGAAUGGUUUGUCUUACUAUGUUCGUUGCAAUUCGAAGCCCAAGAUGAGAGCAGCUCUCGCUCUUGGUGUUAAAGUUGGGUCUGUUUUGGAAGAGGAGGACGAACGAGGAGUUGCCCACAUUGUUGAGCAUCUUGCUUUCAGUGCAACUCAGAAGUAUACAAAUCAUGAUAUCGUCAAAUUUCUUGAGAGUGUUGGGGCAGAAUUUGGGGCUUGCCAGAAUGCGGUGACAUCGGCUGAUGACACUAUUUAUGAGUUAUUUGUUCCCGUUGACAAGCUUGAACUACUAUCUGAGGCGAUCUCUGUCUUGGCGGAAUUCAGUUCUGAGAUUCGUGUCUCAAAAGACGAUUUAGAAAGAGAAAGAGGUGCUGUUCUGGAAGAGUACAGAGGGAAUCGAAACGCUACAGGAAGGAUGCAGGAUGCACAUUGGCUUUUGAUGAUGGCCGGUUCUAAGUAUGCUGAGCGUCUGCCAAUUGGAUUAGAAAAGGUGAUUCGUACUGUUUCUCCUGAGACUGUGAAGCAAUUUUAUCAGAAGUGGUAUCAUUUAAGCAAUAUGGCAGUGAUAGCUGUUGGAGAUUUCCCUAAUACUGAGAGUGUAGUUGAGUUGAUAAAGAAUCAAUUUGGGCUUAAAAGUUCUGCACCUGAGCGUCCACUUAUACCAACAUAUCAAGUUCCAUCUCAUGAAGAGCCACGUUAUUCAUGUUUCAAUGAAUCUGAGGCAACUGGGUCUGCAGUGAUUAUUAGUUAUAAGACUCCAGCUGGUGAGCUGAAUACUGUGAGGGACUACAGGGAUUUACUGGCGGAAUCAAUGUUCCUUUAUGCUCUAAACCAGCGGUUCUUUAAAAUAGCCCGUAGAAAAGAUCCACCAUUUUUCUCAUGCUCAACUUCUGCGGAUGUUCUGGUUAAUCCUUUGAAGGCUUAUAUGAUAACUUCAUCUUGUAAACAAAAAGGAACGAUUCAGGCCCUAGAGUCAAUGCUAAUCGAGGUUGCAAGGGUACGGCUGCAUGGGUUUUCAGAACGUGAAGUUUCUAUAGUUCGAGCGUUACUGAUGUCAGAGAUCGAAUCUGCAUAUUUGGAACGCGAUCAAAUGCAGUCAACUAGCUUGCGAGAUGAAUAUUUACAGCAUUUUCUCCGAAACGAGCCUGUUAUUGGGAUGGAGUAUGAGGCUCAACUCCAGAAGACCCUUCUACCUUAUAUAACAGCUGCAGAGAUAUCGAAAUUUGCUGAUAAGUUACAAACAUCAUGCAGCUGUGUCAUUAAGACAAUUGAACCACGAGCUUCUGCAAUAGUAGAUGAUCUGAAAAAUGUUGUAUCUAAAGUUAGUGCUCUUGAGGAAGAAAGGAACAUUUCUCCAUGGGAUGAAGAACAUAUUCCGGAAGAAAUUGUUAGCAGAAAACCUAAUCCAGGGAAUAUUGUGCAGCAAUGUGAAUAUUCAAAUAUUGGAGCUACUGAAUUGAUUCUAUCAAAUGGCAUGAGAGUUUGCUAUAAGAGUACAGACUUUCUUGACGAUCAGGUCAUCUUUACAGGGUUCUCAUAUGGGGGUUUAUCCGAACUUGCUGAAAGUGAGUACUUUUCUUGCUCGAUGGGGCCAACUAUUGCUGGAGAAAUCGGUGUAUAUGGUUAUAGACCUUCAGUUUUGAUGGAUAUGCUUGCGGGUAAGAGGGCUGAAGUCAGCACAAAGCUUGGAGCAUACACAAGAACCUUUGCUGGUGAUUGCUCACCCUCAGAUUUAGAAACUGCCUUGCAGCUUGUGUAUCAACUAUUUACCACAAAUGUAACACCAGGUGAAGAAGAUGUGAAAAUCGUGAUGCAAAUGGCAGAAGAAAUGGUCCGUAAUCAAGACAGGGAUCCUUAUACUGCAUUUGCAAAUCGUGUGAAGGAGCUAAACUAUGGAAACUCCUAUUUCUUUAGGCCUACCAGACUAAGAGAUCUUAAGAAAGUUGAUCCAAUGAAAGCUUGUGAAUAUUUCAACAAAUGUUUCAAGGACCCAUCAACUUUUUCUAUGGUCAUUGUUGGGAAUAUAGAUGCUUCUAUAGCACUUCCUUUAAUAUUGCAGUAUUUGGGGGGAAUACCAAAGCCUCCCGAACCUCUCAUGCAAUAUAACCGUGAUGACCUGACAGGACUGCCAUUCACUUUUCCUAGAACCAUAAUAAGAGAAGUGGUACGCAGCCCUAUGGUGGAAGAACAAUGUUCUGUCCAGCUUUGCUUUCCUGUGGAGCUGAAUAAUGGAACCAUGGUGGAAGAUAUUCACGUUGUUGGUUUCCUGAGUAAACUUCUUGAAACGAAAAUAAUGCAAGUUCUUCGGUUCAAGCAUGGACAGAUCUACACUGUGGGUGUUUCAGUAUUUCUUGGCGGUAAUAAGCCCUCCAGAACUGCUAAUGUUCGUGGAGAUAUAAGCAUAAAUUUUUCUUGUGAUCCAGAAAUCUCCUCGAAGCUGGUUGAUCUUACUUUGGAUGAAAUAUUACGUCUUCAAGAGGAGGGGCCUUCGGCUGAGGAUGUAUCAACCAUCCUUGAAAUUGAGCAAAGAACCCAUGAAAAUGGGAUCCAGGAGAAUUACUACUGGCUGGAGAGGAUUUUGCACAGCUACCAGUCAAGGAUCUACUCUGGCGAUGUUGGGACUUGUUUUGAGACUCAAGAGGAAGGUCGGUUAAAAGUUAGACAAUCUCUGACCCCAGAAACAGCACAGUUGGCAUUACGAAACAUAAUACCUUAUCCUUGCAAAGAACAGUACACUGUAGUAAUCUUAAUGCCCCGUACUUCCCCCUUCAAGUUACUAGAUUCAUUCUUUCGAUCGACGACCAGUUUUGGUAGAGAUGCUAAGAUUUUAGCCGGGAUUGCCGGUCUUGCAAUUUUAGGUCUAAGCUUGUGGAGGCGUUCACGAAGUGUGCACUGAGAUCCUAGUUGAGUUUUACAUAGCAGAGCUCUAGAUACCAUGCAAGUGCGAAGGUUCCUGUUACGAUUAGGAAGGAAAUCCUUCUCAUCUUUAAACUGUAGAGGAGGUCCAUAGCAGCAUGAAUUCUGCAGAACCAGAAUGGAUACCGGAGGGUAAGAUUUAAAGACCACACAUUGAUACGGCCCCCAUUGGAGGCUUGUAACAUUAGCUUUUAUUUUCUUUGUAGCUCCAUAUGAUGUACUGAUGUAGUAUUGUUUCAUCAGUAAUAUAAUUGGGAACAUAAAUUCUGAUACACCCUU